This is a messenger RNA of Choloepus didactylus (southern two-toed sloth), 3737 nucleotides long. RefSeq names its product elastin (gene ELN). Bases 174 to 2507 code for a protein of 777 amino acids. The record is from RefSeq and is a predicted model, not a curated record. NCBI's taxonomy places the organism in Eukaryota, Metazoa, Chordata, Mammalia, Pilosa, Megalonychidae. Gene Ontology annotation, molecular function: extracellular matrix structural constituent. The transcript has 33 exons.
GGAGCCUUUCGUAAUUGCCCCCCUCCCGCGGCCCCCUCCCCCAGGCCUCCCCCUCCGCCCGCCCUCCCGCCCGCCUCUCUCCCUCCCUCCUUCCCUCGCAGCCGACGAGGCAGCAAUUACGCUUUGGGGAUAAAACGAGGUGCAGAGAGCCGGCCGGGGCAUUUCUCCCCGAGAUGGCGGGUCUGAGAGCUGCAGCCCCGAGGCCCGGGGUCCUCCUGCUCCUACUAGCUACCCUGCACCCCUCGCAGCCUGGAGGGGUCCCAGGGGCUGUUCCUGGCGCGGUUCCCGGAGGAGUCUUUUAUCCAGGGGCUGGUCUUGGAGGCCUUGGAAUAGGAGCACUGGGGGCUGGAGUCAAACCGCCUAAGCCAGGGCUCGGCGCGUACCCUCCAGUCACCUACCCGGGUGCUCUGGUGCCCGGCGCAGCGGCUGGUGCUGCCGCAGCCGCUGCUGCAGCCUACAAAGCCGCCAAGGCUGGUGCUGGGCUUGGCGGCGUCCCUGGUGUUCCUGGUGUCGGUGCCAUCCCUGGCGUCGGUGCCGUCCCUGGCGUCGGUGUUGGUGGCUUAGGAGUGUCUACAGGUGUGGCGGUGCCCAAACCCGGAGCAGCAGUCGGAGCCGUGGGGAAGCCUGGGAAAGUGCCCGGUGUGGGUCUGCCAGGUGUUUACCCAGGUGGCGUGCUCCCAGGCGCAGGAGUUCGGUUCCCCGGUGUGGGGGUGCUCCCUGGGGUUCCCACCGGGGCCGGAGUCAAGCCCAAGCCAGGGGUUGGAGCUUUUGGGGGCCUACAGCCCGGAGUCCCACUGGGGUACCCCAUAAAGGCACCCAAGCUGCCAGGUGGCUAUGGGCUUCCCUACAGUACUGGAAAAUUGCCCUAUGGCUUUGGGCCCGGAGGAGUGGCUGGUGCAGCAGGCAAGGCUGGCUAUCCGACGGGGACAGGGGUUGGCCCCCAGGCUGCAGCAGCGGCAGCUAAAGCAGCGAAAUAUGGUGCUGGAGUUCUCCCUGGUGUGGGUGUCGGAGGCGCUGGCAUUCCUGGGAUUGGAGGCAUUGCAGGGGCUGGUGCAGCUGCUGCUGCGAAGGCAGCAGCUAAAGCAGCCAAGUAUGGAGGCGUCCCAGGUGUAGAAGUCCCAGGUGUUGGCGUCCCAGGUGUUGGAGUCCCAGGUGUUGGCGUCCCAGGUGUUGGAGUCCCAGGUGUUGGCGUCCCAGGUGUUGGCGUCCCAGGUGUUGGCAUCCCAGGUGUUGGCAAACCAGGUGUUGGCGUCCCAGGUGUUGGCGUCCCAGGUGUUGGCAUCCCAGGUGUUGGCGUCCCAGGUGUUGGCGUCCCAGGUGUUGGGGUUCCAGGUGUUGGCGUCCCAGGUGUUGGCGUUCCAGGUGUUGGAGUUCCAGGUGUUGGAGUCCCAGGUGUUGGGGUUCCAGGUGUUGGGGUCCCAGGGGCUGUGUCCCCAGCCGCAGCAGCUAAAGCAGCCGCCAAAGCAGCCAAAUAUGGGGCCAGAGCCGGCGUCGGGAUUGGGGGCAUCCCCACGUUUGGGGUCGGUGUUGGGGGCUUCCCCGGCUAUGGUGUUGGAGUCGGAGGUGUUCCUGGAGUUGGCCUCACCCCUGAAGCCCAGGCAGCAGCAGCCGCCAAAGCUGCCAAGUAUGGUGUCGGAGCACCAGGAGCCUUGGGAGGGCUGGUGCCAGGGGCUGUCCCAGGUGUGCCGGGCAUAGGAGGGGUGCCAGGAGUAGGAACCCCAGCAGCUGCAGCCGCCAAAGCAGCCGCCAAAGCUGCCCAGUUUGGGAUAGCUCCCGGCGUCGGUGUCGCACCAGGUGUCGGCGUCGUUCCCGGUGUCGGCGUUCCCGGUGUUGUCCCCGGUGUCGUCCCCGGUGUUGUCCCCGGUGUUGUCCCCGGUGUUGUUCCUGGUGCUGUUCCUGGGGUUGGCGUUGCACCCGGUGUUGGUGUCGUUCCUGGCGUUGGCGUCGUCCCCGGUGGCAUCGUAGAGACCCCGGCCGCAGCCAAAGCCGCUGCCAAGGCGGCCGCCAAAGCCCAGUACCGGGCUGCGGCUGGGCUUGGUGUCGGCGUGCCUGGAUUUGGAGCUGGUGUUGGUGUGCCUGGGUUUGGAGUUGGUGCAGUACCUGGUCCCCUGGCCGCAGCCAAAGCAGCCAAAUUUGGAGCAGGAGUCCCCGGGGCCCUUGGAGGAGUAGGUGUCCCAGGGGUAGGACCCGCGGCCGCUGCGGCCGCUGCCAAAGCUGCAGCCAAAGCCGCGCAGUACGGCCUUGGGGUACCCGGAGGGCUCGGAGUGGGGGGACUGGGAGCCGUCCCAGGUAUUGGGGCCUUUGCAGGUGUGUCCCCAGCUGCAGCUGCUAAAGCAGCCAAAUAUGGAGUGGCAGCAAGACCUGGCUUCGGACUGUCACCCAUUUUCCCAGGUGGCAGAGCCGGGGCCCUGGGAGUUGGCGGAAAACCCUACGGAGGGGCCCUGGGAGCCCUGGGAUUCCAACCUGGGGCCUGCCUGGGGAAAGCCUGUGGCCGGAAGAGAAAGUGAGAUUCCUGGGAUCCCUGAAUUGCGACCUCAUCAACGUUGGUGCUACUGCUUGGUGGAGAAUGUAAACCCUUCGUGACCCACCCCCACCCCCCAACAUCCCCUCCUAAGUCGCUGCCCCCAGAGGGGCCGGGGCAGGCCGGGCGGCCUUGGCAAUCCACAGGGCAAGGAAACAGGAGAAGGGUGGCCAAGUGGUCCCCGGGAGGCCCCCCACUUCAGAGGCAAGGGGUGGGUAGGCUCAGCCCCCUACCCCCCACCCCCUUCCCACCCAGGAGCUCCCCCUCCAUACACUCUCCAUCUCCAUCUCCAGGGGAACUUGGUGCUACAUGCUGGUGCUCUCAUUUUCCUGGGGGGGGGAGGGAGGAGGGAAGGGCAGCCCCUCGGGGAACCCCCUCCCUGGGGCUCCUCUGAAGAUGGUGCGGACACUUCCUGGGCAGGCCCACUGCCCCCUGCCCACCAGGACCCACCCUUGGCUGUGGUCCAGUUGACAUCCAAGCACCUUAAGCCUUCAGCUGGAUUCAGUCACACCCUCCAUUGUCCCCCCCCCCCGGCCCCCUCUCCCGCAACAAUUGCUGUUCCCCACAUUUGGGGCACCUUUGGGUCAAGAGACCCCCCCCCCAUUGGGAAUAGCCCCCUUGCUCUUGUGGAAUCCGUCCGCCCAACCGUCCAACCAUCCGUCCUUGUCCCCAGUUUGCCGUCUGGCACCACUAGCUGGCUGGACACCCCCACCAUCCACCUGGUUGACUUGUCAUGGCAGCCUCUGCCCUGCCCCUCCCCCCCCCCCCCCACCCCCCACUCACCCCCCCAUAAAGGGGUCCAAUGGAGUCGAGGGUGUGAGGGGCUGUGUCGGCCGGGGCAGCAGGAAUCUCCUCCCAGCCUCAGUUUCCCCCACACGCAGUACUGUAUCCCCCAUUCCCCCCUCCAGCCAUUGUACUUCAGAACAUUUCCCAGCCCGCCCCGCCCAUCUCUUUGUGUCUCGCUGUGAUAGAUCAAUAAAUAUUUUAUUUUUUGUCCUGGAUAUUUGGGGAUUGUUUUUGAUUGUUGAUGUUCUCUUUGAUUUUAUUUUUAUGGAUCAUUGAAAAAAAAUUUUUUUUUCUGAUCGGGGGAGCUGUAUCCCCAGUAGAAAGUUCAUUUUAAUCACUUUGGUAUAACUCUGGAUGAAACACAUUUUUUUUUUAAUAAGAAAAGAGAAUUAACUGCCCUGAAAAGAAUAAUAAAUGAAAACCUUUUAAA